Pimephales promelas (fathead minnow) is the source of this 3348-nucleotide messenger RNA. RefSeq names its product SH2 domain containing 3Cb (gene sh2d3cb). Gene Ontology annotation, biological process: positive regulation of peptidyl-serine phosphorylation; small GTPase-mediated signal transduction. The record is from RefSeq and is a predicted model, not a curated record. NCBI's taxonomy places the organism in Eukaryota, Metazoa, Chordata, Actinopteri, Cypriniformes, Leuciscidae. Gene Ontology annotation, molecular function: guanyl-nucleotide exchange factor activity; phosphotyrosine residue binding.
UACUGAACUGUCUAAACAAAAGCUUGUUGCGUAAAAUAACAGACAUUUUGUGAGUAUGAUGUUGCCAAGUUGGAGGGGGAGGGGUGAGAAAGAUACAGAAAGAAACGACGUCAUCAUGAGACACUGCAACUUUGUAGCAAAGAAUAGACGCGCUGCGUGUCAAUAUAUUGUGACAAUAAUGAUGGACUUCCUCUCACAGCUGGACCAAAUCUCACGACCCUGUUAGUAGUGGUUAAUGUUAGUUGAAGUUACUUUUAAAACAUGGAAUUAAAGAGAAAUUAAUAGCAAAUAGAGUUCUAAUUGAGCCCCGAGGCCUUCGUGUCCCAUGGAAAAUGGUGGUGUUUAUGUAAAGUUUUCUAAAGAGAAAUGCCAACUGAAUUCCCCAUCAGACAAACUAAAGCAGGAGUUGGAGAAAGAGCUGAAAUUGAGCAGCAGUAACUUAUCAAGUCAUGGCUGGUACCAUGGUCGUAUACCUUGGGAGGUGUCUGAGUCUCUUGUGCAACAGAACGGGGACUUUCUAGUCCGUGACUCCCUCAGUAGCAUUGGGGACUAUGUCUUAACCUGCCAGUGGAACCAGAAUGUUCUUCAUUUCCUCAUCAGCAAGGUUCUGAUCAGAUCUUAUGACGCAUCUACACGAGCGCAGUAUAUUCUGGAGGAGGAAACCUUUGAUUCUGUGCUGACGUUGGUUCAUUCCUAUGUUGGAAGUAAAAGGCCUCUGACAAAGAAGAGUGGUGCGUUGAUUUACUCACCAGUUUACAGGACACUUCCACUAAGACACCUAGAAACCAUGUUUGGGCUACCAAGUGUGGAGAGCAGCCCAGUGAACUCACCAACCAGGCAGAAAGGAAGCCAGAAGAAGAGGGAGAGCAUAACUGUGACGGAGGCUUUGGAAAUUGAGCUGAUAAGACCACAAAGUGACGUGGUGAGAAGUUUUGAUGGCACUGUAGAGCAACGCCUUGUAGUGUCGACUUCCCCCAUAUUAAUGAGCACAUUGGCCAGGCGUCGACGAAGCCCCUCCGAAAACAGGAAGUUUGUUAUAGUCCCUUCAUCACCUGUUCUGCAAAGUUCCAGUGAAAUACGGCUUUGUUCAUCCCCCCCUGAAAACACUCUCAUUUAUCUGGAACCAACAGUACAUCUUCUGUCUUCCUUGACACAUUCCCAUCAAAACAACAGAGAAGCGAACCAUCCACAAAAUGACCCAGCGAUUUCUCCAACUGACCCUGUUACUACAAAUCAUCCCUUUGUAAGACAUGAGAUACAGACUUUGGAUCGCAGAGAGGAGUACGAUGAGGAUUAUUUAAUGCCUUUCAUUAUAGACACAGUUUCCUGUUUCAGACCUUGUAUGUACCAGUCACCACUGUUGCUCCCAGAAAAUAAACCUCUGGAGACCAACAUGCUAAAAAAAGUGAAGGAUGUCCUGUUUAAAGUUGACAUAAAGACAAUGGCCAUGUAUAUUACCAAAGCUGACUGCAUGGUUGCUCGAAUUCUGGAUAUGUCUGAUGAUAUGAUGAAAGGGAUGGGGGUGAGUUCGGGAAUGGAGCUCCUUACCCUCCCGCAUGGACAUCAACUCCGCCAAGAUCUGCUUGAAAGGUUCCACACCAUGUCCAUAAUGUUGGCUGUAGAGCUGCUGGGCUGCACUGGCAGUGCUGAUGAGAGAGCCACCCUCCUGCACAGAGUCAUCUGUCUGGCCUCUGAACUCAAAAACAAUUUGACCAAUUUGUUUGGUUUUGCCACAGUUAUGAAAUGCCUCGAAUUACCACAGAUUGCUCGAUUGGAUGAGACAUGGACGGUUUUACGUCAGAAGUAUACAGAAAGUGCUGUUCUUUAUGAGAAAACCCUUCGACCCUCAAUGAGGAUGAUGAAUGAUGGAGAAGAGAUAAGUGACCCCACAGAGACAACAUUUCCCCAUGUGCUUCCCCUGCUGUCUCUUCUUGAAAGGAGUGUCGUGACUCUUGAUGAAUCUGAGUCAUGGGAAAGUGCAGACACUGGAGUGGCCAUGGUCUUGAGCCAUCUGAAUGCUGCACGUACGAUUGCGUGCAAUGGCAGGAUCUUCAGUGCUAAUGCAGAGGCCAAACUGCAGGGGUUUCAGGAGGAGGCGGAUAUUCGGGAGGUCUUCCUCACAGAGUUUCAGAUGCGUCUCCUGUGGGGAAAACGUGGAGUGGAAAGAAUUAAAGAUGAGCGUUAUUCAAAGUUUGAUGAGGUGCUAACAGCUCUGUCCAACAGACUUGAGCUUUCUCACUCAGCAAAAUGACAGAAGGGAUGAUAACUAUUCACAUAUUAUUUACAAUAUGUACACUGAUUUGUGAAUUUAUUUACAGUUAGACUGUCCCAUGCAUACAGGCAUGUAUGUACAUAAACUGAACACAUUCGGCAAUUUUAACUUAUUUGAUUUUGGUUGUUAUUGGGUUUUUUGUUCUUUUGUUUUAUGUAAUGUGUUAUUAUUUCAAGAGGAAAUAACUUUAACUAUGCUAAUAUAGUUAGCUUUGAUCUUUGAAGUAUUUAAUUGCACUUGUUAUUGGUUAUGUAAUCAAUGACCAAAUAAUGGGUAAUAUUUACUCAUUGGUAAACUUUUUAAAGAUUUUAAGUGUAGGUUAUACAUUUAACGCUACCAGGCUAUUUCAUACUUACAUCAUUUACAAAUGAAUUUAGUUUACUGUGUCAAUAUGAUAUUCAAGUGAAAUGUUUGUUUAUCUGAUUUAAAGCCUACUUGCUUGAAAUUGUAGUAUGUUUGAUACCAGUCGCCACAUCAGAGUCAUCUUAUGAAUAUCUUAUGCCUAUAUUCAGAAUCCUAUUAGCUACUCAUAAGGACCAAUUUACAAUUCUUGCAAAGUAGCAAUAGGUUAAGAGAAUUUAUUGAAUGUGCUGAUGAUCAUGAUGACAACACCGAAUACAGUUAUAUAUGUGAAAAAUAGGCCUAGUGAAUACAAGCAGUGUAUAGCACUUUAGUCAGCUACUUCUAUCUCAUUGGCAGAGCUAUAAAGUCCAGGUUCAGAAAGUAAAGGCCGCUCUUGUCCUCAGUAUUUUGAACUUCCAAUUACCUGGAUUUGCUAAUUAGCACAGUUUAUCAGCCAGGAGAUAGAACUAAUUAGUGAACAGGAACUUUUACUUUCUGAGAUCGAGGCAUGUGCCAUAUUGUGUCGAGGCUAUCAGUCUUAACGGUGACACCUAGUGGUCACUUGCAGGUGUUGAACUAAAAUAACCUUGACAACGAGCCAUUAAAAAUGUGUUGUUUUUUUAUUAUUGUAUUUUUUCUUAUAUGUGAAGUUUGUAACCUGUAGGCCCCUCAGUGUGCAUUAUGUUAUUUUGGUCAUGAAAAAAAUAAUAUUAAUAAAAGAAUUCAAGCCACAA